UCAUGUCCACAGAGCUACCAUGCCUCUCAGUGUGUUCAGCCACUACCGCCGGAUCACGUCUUCCACCUGGCUUCACCCUCAGUCUGGGGGCACUCAACUCACCUCAUCUACAGAUGGGUCUGGGUCAGGAGCCCUUUACAUCCAAGAAAAGGGAGGUGGUCACCUACAGACAGAAGCCAGCGGUCUUUCGCAGACGCAGCACAGAUGGGACGGGCAUUGCCCAGGAGUUGGCGCAGGGGGGCAAGGAGCAGCGCUUUCACCCCUACUGCCGCCAGUACAGCGAGGGCAGCCCAGUCGGCUGCCCGACACUCUGCUCAUCCCCCUUCGCUUGCUUCCAGGAGACUCAAAGUUCCCAUUACUCCUAUGACAGACUUUCCACCAAAACCAGUCAACUGAACACUGCAGAGUUGCUGUACCCCAAACCCAUCUAUUCAUAUAGCAUCCUCAUCUUCAUGGCCCUGAGGAGCAGUAACACUGGAAGCUUGCCAGUCAGUGAGAUCUACAGCUUCAUGACUGAACAUUUCCCAUACUUCAAGACAGCUCCUGAUGGCUGGAAGAACUCUGUCCGCCAUAACCUGUCGCUCAACAAGUGCUUCCAGAAAGUGGACAACAAAGGUGGCAGUGCUUCGCGGAAAGGCUGCCUCUGGGCCCUGAACCCAGCCAAGGUGGAGAAGAUGCGGGACGAGCUGCAAAAAUGGCAACGCAAGGACCCGCUCACUAUCCGCAAGAGCAUGGCCCGGCCAGAUGAGCUGGAUCACCUCCUUGAGGACAGAUCUGACAAGAUGAAAACCAUGUCCACGUUUUUAAACCCCCGACAGACUUACCCAACAGUGAGGACACAAGGAUAUGACACAGUCUCACCCUACGCCCCACCCCAGCCAAGGGAACACAACCCCCAGUCUCACAGACAGCCCCUGUACAGCUAUCCUUCACCUGCCUCCAGCCAGCAACCUCCUUACCUAUCCCACAAUCCUACUGCAUUCUCCUUCCAAUGCCCAGUUACACAGCAACCUUGCACCAUCCUUCCUCCCAACACAGGAACUCUGGAGUCCCCCCUGCUCGCACAGACCCCACCCAGCUACAGCGCCGCCCUGCAGGCCACUCGCGGCGUCUCUAGGAGCAUGCAGGAGCUGCUGCUGGAGGGGGACCUCAGCACCGACAUCGACACGCUCAACCCGAGUCUCACAGACCUGCAGCUGCACGGAAAUUUGUGGGAAGAGCUGAAAGACGACAGCCUGGCUCCAGACCCUGUGACGACCACCUCUGUCUCCCCUUCCUCUAACCUGUCCAGCCCCCGACCGAGAGACGAGAGCCUGCGGAGCCUCGGCUUAGCCGGGGCAGAUGUGAGUGGCCCCAGGCCUGGGGAAGGGGACCCAGGAGGACUGUUACACCUGAGCAUCACAGCACACUACUCCACCACAUUCGCUAACAUGGAUAGCAUGUCAACCAACCAGCCAACCUUUGGUGAUUUCUCCAUCCCCCUUGUGUGAUAGGGGUUGAUUUCAGUGAUGUUCUCGUCUCCACUGAGAGCUCACACUCUUACAUUUGUAUUGUAUAAAAUACUUUUCUAAUAACAGAAUACAUUUAAUAUGAGUGAUGUCGUCACCGAAUUCAUUUAUUCAAGAUUGUGAUCUAAUCAGUAAUUGUGUACCAAGACUGCCAUCUAGAGAUCAGAGAUGAUUAAGAAGCAGGUAUGGUAUGUAGGCUACUGUCUUAAUAAACCUCAGAA
Clupea harengus (Atlantic herring) is the source of this 1729-nucleotide messenger RNA. It is a transcript of the gene foxn1, whose product is annotated as forkhead box N1. Bases 3 to 1490 code for a protein of 495 amino acids. Gene Ontology annotation, biological process: regulation of transcription by RNA polymerase II. Lineage: Eukaryota; Metazoa; Chordata; Actinopteri; Clupeiformes; Clupeidae. The record is from RefSeq and is a predicted model, not a curated record. The transcript is spliced from 7 exons. Gene Ontology annotation, molecular function: DNA-binding transcription factor activity, RNA polymerase II-specific; transcription cis-regulatory region binding.